GUUCAUUUCGCCUUGAAUUCUCCGACUUCGUGAUUGACAGAUGAGCUCCCCAUAUCAAAUGGUCUCACCAAGCGGUUCGACACACACAUCAUCACCUCUCGGCGACGCUGCUGAUUCAAUUGAUUCCCUUCGUCAGCAACUGGAAGAAUGCCACGAGAGCUGCGAGCGUUCUCGCAAAGCUCUUGAGGCGGAGAAAGCAGCCCUGCAAGCUAAUCUCGUCACAACGACAGAUCAGCAUGUAUUCCGCGUUAAAGAGCUUGAGAGUGUUAUUCUCAGUCAAAGAAAGCUUCUCAAACAGCUUCAGUCCAACGCCGAGAUCGAAACAGAUUCUGCGAGCAAUCGCAACCUUGCCACUCAAAAUCGCGAGCUUGUCACUCAAAAUCGACAACUCUCGUCGUCCGAGAGAGACACUCUUCUCCAGAAAGUGGAGGCGUUGGAAGCCCAGCUUGCUGUUCAAGCGUCAGAGAUCGUCAAUUUGAGGGCCAGGAUCGUUGAGCAAGCUGGCUCUUUUGAUCGGUUCAAGACUCAGGUGGUUGCAGAGAUUGCUGCUCUCAAGACCGCUUUUGAUCAGUUCAAGGCUCAGGCGGACAAGAAGGAAGCUCUCCUCAAUCUUGGAGAUUCCAUGUGCACGCUUGUGAACCACGUUCUGGACGAAGCGUUUCCCGAGGAUGAUGCCAACUUCAAGGCCUACCGUGCGGACGAUGAUGACGAGGAAAUCAAGCAACUGAAGCAACACUUCACAGACACCAUGUGGGAAUUCCGCAGCUUCAUGGUCGCGUACUGGCUUCGCACUGAGCGCCACUCCGUCACGCAUGCUAGCGCUCACAAGACUCCCGAUGAGCUCAAGGCUUAUAUGACCAAGCUGCCGGAAGCAUACGCUCUGCGUGCGCAAAAGGAUCUUAACAGCAUCAUCGAGAUGGCCGAUCUCAUCGGCCGACGCUAG
Molecule: messenger RNA, 943 nt
Organism: Capsaspora owczarzaki ATCC 30864
Lineage: Eukaryota; Filasterea; Ministeriida; Capsasporidae
Exons: 3
Coding region: 41-943 (300 amino acids)
Source: RefSeq, a predicted model, not a curated record